Molecule: messenger RNA, 375 nt
Organism: Striga hermonthica
Lineage: Eukaryota; Viridiplantae; Streptophyta; Magnoliopsida; Lamiales; Orobanchaceae
Source: the annotation of a GenBank genome assembly
AUGCUCGUGCUCGAAGGGGCGGAGUUCGAAGAAGAAAACAACAACGAGGAUGUGCCGGAUCCUAUUGUAGGUGAAGGUGAAGAGAAAGAGGACCAAGAGCCGGUAGAACGCCCUCGGAAAACCUCUAAGUACAUGACUAAGUACGAGCGGGCCAGGAUUCUGGGCACGAGGGCUUUACAGAUUAGCAUGAAUGCGCCGGUGAUGGUGGAGUUGGAGGGUGAAACAGACCCAUUGGAGAUUGCAAUGAAGGAACUGCGAGAACGAAAAAUACCCUUCACCAUUCGUCGUUAUCUCCCUGAUGGAAGCUAUGAAGACUGGGGAGUGGAUGAAUUGAUCGUGGAGGACUCGUGGAAGAGGCAAGUUGGGGGUGACUGA